Messenger RNA from Oncorhynchus kisutch (coho salmon), 9119 nucleotides. Its product is annotated as protein unc-13 homolog A. The coding region runs from base 274 to 5736 and encodes 1820 amino acids. The transcript is spliced from 43 exons. Gene Ontology annotation, biological process: synaptic transmission, glutamatergic; presynaptic dense core vesicle exocytosis; synaptic vesicle priming. Gene Ontology annotation, cellular component: terminal bouton; neuromuscular junction; presynaptic membrane. Lineage: Eukaryota; Metazoa; Chordata; Actinopteri; Salmoniformes; Salmonidae. The record is from RefSeq and is a predicted model, not a curated record. Gene Ontology annotation, molecular function: calmodulin binding; syntaxin-1 binding; diacylglycerol binding.
ACAAGAUGGCUGUGCGUCGGGGAGCGGAGAGCUGAGGUUGAAAUAUAACCCCCUAAAUUGAUCCAUACAUGAAAGGGAAGGCGCACGACGAAAGACUCGAAAGAUCAGAUUUUUUUUUACUGUCGCAAAACAGUGACGUAUAAUAGUUUCUAGUAGAAACGGGGCUGACUCCAUCCACCUAUUUAUACAGGCUAUAGAGACGGACAUUACUCCGAAUUGAAAUAUCGGUGCCGGUGGAAGACAUCUGGGAGCGAUCAUAGCCAGAGCUAAGAGAUGUCAUUGCUGUGCGUUGGCGUGAAGAAAGCCAAACUCGAUGGACCCCAAGAGAAAUUUAACACCUACGUAACGCUGAAGGUGCAGAAUGUCAAGAGCACCACCAUUGCUGUGCGGGGCGUCCAGCCAUGCUGGGAGCAGGACUUCAUGUUUGAGAUCAACAGGCUGGACCUGGGGCUGACGGUGGAGGUGUGGAACAAAGGGUUAAUCUGGGACACCAUGGUGGGGACCUUGUGGAUCCCCCUGCAAAACAUCCGACAGUCUAAUGAGGACGGGCCGGGGCAGUGGCUGACCCUGGACUCCCAGGUCAUCAUGGCUGAGAAUGAGAUCACCGGCACCAAAGACCCCACCUUCCACCGCGUGCUGCUGGACACCCGCUUUGAACUGCCAUUAGACAUUCCAGAGGAUGAGGCUCGAUACUGGGCCAAGAAACUGGAGCAACUCAAUGCCAUGAGGGACCAGGACUACACAUACCAGGAGGAGGAGGAGAGACCACUGCAAGCGCCAUCAACUCAGUGCUGUAACUGGAGUCUUUGGGGAGACCAGCAAAACGAAGACCCAGACAGUGCGGUGGACGAUAGAGACAGCGACUACCGCAGUGAGACCAGUAACAGCAUCCCCCCUCCCUUCUACACCACGUCUCAGCCCAACGCCUCCAUGCACCAGUACCCCAUCCAGAGAGACCUGCGCUACUCCUCGCACACCUCCUACAACGGCUCCAUCCAAGAGCUGGACUACGACAACCAGAGACCCAUGAGACGCUAUGAUAGUUUAGACUCGGCCACCAACGGGCGCAGCGAUCUCGAUUCAGCCUCAGGUUCGAGCCGGCACACCAGCCGCCAGUACUCUCUAGACAGUAGGCACUCGCUCUCCGAUAGUCCUACAGGCAGCAGUCGCUAUGCCUCCUCUGGGGAGCUGAGUCGAGGCAGCUCCCAGCUCAGUGAGGAGUUUGGCCCUGAGAACGAGGGGAGUCUGAGAGGCUCUGUGGAGCUCUACGAUGAGAACGACUCUUACCACUCCUGCCACUCCUCUGUCAGCUACGACAAGGAAUCGGCUGGCUGGGACCCCGAUGAGCCCGAGGUGGUGUACAGUGACGAAGGGGGCUAUGUCAAAGAUGGCGGAGAGGAGGGGGCUAUUUACGAUGAGGAGGGCGAGCUCUACCAGCCCGAGCAGGGAGAGGGGGAGUACAACUAUGAGGGAGAGGAGGAGAUAAUUUACGAAGAUGAAGAUCUCUACCCUCUGGACGGCACGCUCAGCGAGGACCAGGAGCCACCCUACACCCCCACCCCCACCAGCACAGCCCCCACGCUGGCCCCCGAGGCCUCCAUCACCAGGCCCCCUCUGGAGAAACAAGCCUCUCUGAGAGAGCAGCAGCCUGAGCCCCCUACCCUGGCCCCCACCACCCAGGCCCAGACCAUGCCCCCUGUCCAGCCCCCUGUCACCACAGCCUCCACCAAGCCUCCAUUUACCCCCAUGAUCCAUCCAUCCCUCACCCAGCCCCCGGUGCCCACCGCCCAGCCCCCGGCGCCCACCACCCAGCCCCCUGCUCCAGAGACCCAGCCUCCAGUGUCUGAUGCCCUGGAUGAUAUCCUCCUAGACCUUCAAGAGGAAGAUCCUCUGUCUUUAGAGCAGGAGGUCCCUGUGGUGGAGAGUCCCCCAGCAGAAGUCCCAGUAGAGAAGAGUGAGACUCCUCUUGUCAGCUAUCAAAGGCCCAUCAUGGAGCCUGGACCAGACAGGGCCAGGGCCAACUGGCAACGGCUCUGCAGCAAGGUCCGACUACAGCUGCAGCAGGCUCGAGGGGAGUCGGUUGGGAUUUGCUCCCUGUUGCUAUCAGCAGGGGUGGGUGGGGCGCUGUAUAGCAUUGACAGUAUGCCGGACCUCCGCAAGAGGAAAGCCAUGCCUCUGGUCAGGGACCUGGUCAGUGCUAUGUCCCUGGCUCAGAACUCCAGGAAGGCAGGGAUUACAUCAGCCAUGGCGUCCAGCACUCUCAAUAACGAGGAACUGAAGAGUCAUGUGUACAAGAAGACUCUACAGGCUCUGAUCUACCCCAUCUCCUGCACCACGCCCCAUAACUUUGAGGUGUGGACGGCCACCACGCCCACCUACUGCUAUGAGUGUGAGGGGCUGCUGUGGGGUAUCGCCCGCCAGGGCAUGAGGUGCACCGAGUGUGGGGUCAAAUGUCACGAUAAGUGCCAGGACCUGCUCAACGCUGACUGCCUGCAAAGGGCAGCGGAGAAGAGUUCUAAGCAUGGGGCGGAGGACCGAACCCAGAACAUCAUCAUGGUUCUGAAGGACAGGAUGAAGAUCCGGGAGAGGAACAAGCCGGAGAUCUUUGAGCUGAUCCAGGAGGUGUUUGCCAUGGUCAAAGCCACUCACGUCACCUACAUGAAGCAGAUCAAACAGAGCGUACUGGACGGCACCUCCAAGUGGUCGGCCAAGAUCAGCAUCACAGUGCUGUGUGCCCAGGGCCUUCAGGCCAAGGAUAAAACUGGCACGAGUGACCCUUAUGUCACGGUCCAGGUGGGCAAGACCAAGAAGAGGACCAAGACUAUCUACGGCAACCUCAACCCUGUCUGGGAGGAGAACUUCCACUUUGAGUGCCACAACUCCUCGGACCGGAUCAAGGUGCGGGUGUGGGACGAGGAUGAUGACAUCAAGUCUCGGGUGAAACAGAAGUUCAAGAGGGAGUCAGAUGACUUCCUGGGUCAGACCAUCAUUGAGGUCCGCACGCUGAGCGGAGAGAUGGACGUCUGGUACAACCUGGACAAGCGUACAGACAAGUCAGCUGUGUCUGGUGCCAUCAGGAUGCACAUCAAUGUAGAGAUCAAAGGAGAGGAAACAGUCGCUCCAUAUCAUGUCCAAUACACCUGUCUGCACGAGAACCUCUUCCACUUUGUCACAGAUGUGCAGAGCUCUGGCGUUGUGAAGAUUCCUGAUGCUAAAGGGGAUGAUGCGUGGAAGGUGUACUUUGAUGAGACUCCUCAGGAGAUAGUGGAUGAGUUUGCCAUGCGCUACGGAGUGGAAUCCAUCUACCAGGCUAUGACUCACUUUGCCUGCCUGUCGUCUAAGUACAUGUGCCCGGGGGUUCCCGCGGUAAUGAGUACCCUGCUGGCCAACAUCAAUGCCUACUACGCCCACACCACCCAGGCCACCAACAACGUGUCGGCCUCCGACCGCUUCGCCGCAUCCAACUUUGGGAAAGAACGAUUUGUGAAGCUCCUGGACCAACUCCACAACUCUCUGAGGAUUGAUCUGUCCAUGUACCGGAAUAACUUCCCAGCCAGCAGUGCUGAGAGGCUGCAGGACCUCAAGUCUACUGUGGACCUGCUCACCAGCAUCACCUUCUUCAGGAUGAAGGUCCAGGAGCUACAGAGUCCCCCCAGAGCCAGUCAGGUGGUGAAGGACUGUGUCAAGGCCUGUCUCAACUCCACCUAUGAAUACAUCUUCAAUAACUGUCACGAGCUCUACAGCCGGGAGUACCAGACAGAUCCGGCCAAGCCAGGAGUGGAUCACCCAGAGGAGCAGGGUCCCAGCAUCAAGAACCUGGACUUCUGGUCCAAACUAAUCACCCUCAUCGUGUCCAUCAUAGAAGAGGACAAGAACUCCUACACACCCUGCCUCAACCAGUUUCCUCAGGAGCUCAACGUGGGUAAAAUCAGUGCCGAGGUGAUGUGGAACCUGUUUGCUCAGGAUAUGAAGUACGCCAUGGAGGAGCAUGAAAAGAACCGGCUGUGUAAGAGUGCGGAUUACAUGAACCUGCAUUUUAAAGUCAAGUGGCUUUACAACGAGUACUGCAAAGACCUGCCCUUCUUCAAGAGCCGUGUGCCCGAGUACCCGGCGUGGUUUGAGCCAUUUGUCAUCCAGUGGUUGGACGAGAAUGAGGAAGUGUCUCGAGACUUCCUGCACGGUGCGCUGGAGAGGGACAAAAAAGACGGGUUCCAGGUAACGUCGGAACAUGCUCUGUUCUCCUGCUCCGUGGUGGACGUCUUCUCUCAGCUCAAUCAGAGCUUUGAGAUCAUCCGCAAGCUGGAGUGUCCCGACCCCCAGAUCGUAGGCAACUAUAUGAAACGAUUUGCCAAGACCAUCGGUAACGUUCUCCUGUCCUACGCUGACAUCAUCUCCAAGUGCUUUGCUAACUACGUCAACAUGGAGAAAGUGCCAUGCAUCCUGAUCAACAACAUCCAGCAGCUCAGAGUUCAACUGGAGAGGAUGUUUGAGGCCAUGGGAGGAAAGGACCUGUGCAAAGAGGCCAGUGACUUCCUGAAAGACCUGCAGGUGAAGCUGAAUACUGUGAUGGAUGAUCUCAGCAGGAUCUUUUCUGUCAGUUUCCAGCCGCAGAUUGAGGACAACGUGAAACAGAUGGGAGACAUCCUUGGCCAGGUGAAGGGGACCAACGUGGGGGCUAACAACUGCAGUAGCGUGGCCCAGGACGCUGACAAUGUGCUGCAGCCCAUCAUGGACUUCCUGGACAGCAAUGUGUCACCCUGCCCUAUGUGGGUCUGUUGCUUGCGUCUGAUCUUCUCCAACUCCACUGUAUCAGUCAACCAAUCAGACUGUGGGGACAGGAUCCUUCCUGAAGUAUUAACCAAUGUCCUCUCUUUACAGGGGAGGGUGAAGCUUGCUUGUCACAGUGAUGGCACUCAGCUCAUCUCCAAUGCUGCCAAACAGCUGGGACAGCUCUCCAAGAUAAAGGAGCACAUGGGCCGUGAGGAGGCCAAGGCACUGUCCCCUAAGCAGUGUGCUGUGAUAGAACUGGCUCUGGACACCAUCAAGCAAUACUUCCAUGCUGGAGGGGUGGGUCUGAAAAAGACCUUCCUGGAGAAGAGUCCUGACCUGUUGUCUCUACACUACGCCCUGUCCCUCUACACCCAGGCCACAGACAAACUCAUCAAGACCUUUGUUUCAUCUCAGAACGCACAAGGCUCUGGAGUGGACGACGCCGUGGGAGAGGUGUCUAUCCACGUGGAGAUCUUCACCCACCCCAACACUGGAGAGCACAAGGUCACCGUUAAAGUGGUGGCAGCCAAUGACCUGAGGUGGCAGACCACGGGGGUGUUCCGUCCCUUCGUGGAGAUCUACAUCAUCGGUCCUCACCUGGCUGACAAGAAGAGGAAGUACGCCACCAAGUCCAAGAACAACAGCUACGCCCCCAAAUACAACGAAACGUUCACAUACACCCUCAGUAACGAGGUGGGCACAGAGUGUUACGAGCUGCAGGUGUGUGUGAAGGACUACUGCUUCGCCCGGGAGGACCGUACGGUGGGCAUGGCCGUGAUGCAGUUGAAGGACAUGUCCUCUAGGGGCAGCGUGGCGUGCUGGCUCCCCCUGGGGAAACGCGUGCACAUGGACGAGACGGGCCUCACCGUCCUCCGAAUCCUGUCCCAGCGCAACAACGACGACGUGGCAAAGGAGUUCGUCAAGCUCAAGUCAGACCAGCGUUCUCCCGAGGAAGGCCGAGGCUGAGAGGGCAAAGUCUUUAUUCGAUCAGCACCACCUACAGGCUUGGAAGUCCUUCUGCAGACUGACUGCAAGCCAAACCACUUGCCCUGAUGUUGUAGUGUUGGACAAACACAGAGAAACAGUUCUUUACUACAAUACUGUACAUACAUCUCAUUGAAGAAGACGUGAUACCAUCUACAGGCAUUGCCCUGAUUGUCUUGAAAGCACCGAUGUGUUUAUUAUGAAUAUGACUAAUUAUCUUGUAAAAAUGCAUAGAUAUAAUCGUAAACACAGCAAACCCCACAACACUGACCAACAUUCUACAACACAUCCACACACACACACACACAGAGAGUUUAAGUCAUAGAGUAUAUAGAGUACCCUUGUUCUCUCCCUCUCUCUAUUUCCCAUAGCAUAGGCCAUGUCUUAGUGCUCUCCAAUCACACAUUUGAACUAGAAUCUGCCAAUCUCCACUAGUUUCAUGCAGCGGUAUCUAAAAGCUCCGGGAGAUGAAGUUCUUGUAGCUUUGAAAGUCUUGACGUAUCUUCUAUGACAUUAACUCCACGAUCCCUUCCUUUGUCUAGACUAAUGCCAAUGGAUCAAUCCAUGAUGUUAUGCCAAGUCAAGCCCUAAGCACAAGUCAACAGGACCAACUGUGAACAGCAGACCAUCAGGCUUUUAGGCCUCACACAUUCCAAAGAGUCAGGUUUACACACACUGGUUUAUGAUACUAUUUCCAUGGGUUGUCCACCAUAGGCUGAAUUCUGGAUCUUCUCUAAUUCCGACAUGGAGUAUCUAUAGCAGAGCAGGCUUGACAAAUUAUAAAUGUAAAUGUUUACAAGUAUUAAUUUGAGAUAUUAUCAGUGAAUUUAUGGUAUAUUUAAAGACUAUAUGAAGACGUUGCACUUGGAAGAGAGUGUCCCUGUCUGUCUGUCUGUCUGUUUGUCUACCCUGUUACAGAGCCUGCUGCCUGAAACCCUCUAAUGCCUUGUCCUGUCAAACCUGUUGUCUGUCUUCAGUACAUAGUGAGAGCAACCUGAUGAAGACAAGCCUCGGAGCUCUGUGGUUCAUCAGCACGUGUGUGGGUGUAUGUUCAAGAGAAGGAGAUGAAUGAGUGUGUAUACAGGUGUGCUAUCUUAAUUUGAACAGUUUCUCAGGAAAUGUGAAUUACUAUGUGGAUUAUAAUUAAUGGACAUUUUUGUAGGGGUUUCUAAAUGUUUAGUUAGGAUAAUUCAAGUCUGACAUUUUAAAGUGGAAAUGACAAACAUUAGAAGCAUUUUUAAUCCUUGAAUAUAUUACAAUUUGCAUUUGCUGCAGAGCCGGGAAAAAAUUCUGCGACAACAGAGUGAUCAAAUUAAGAUAGUACAUCUGUAUACUGUUUGUGUGUUAUAUUGUUACAAUGUUGACCUUGUGUAGACACCAGUGUUGCCUGUUUGUGUAAAUGUGUAAAUCACAGAAAGCCAUCAAGAACAUAGAACGCAUUAUAGUGGAAGAACACAUAGUCUAUAGUAUAUUUAGAUUAUUUGAGAAUUUCCUAAGUGUCUUUUACUUGGUGGAAUGCAAGUCAAAUUUUUUGGGUGAAGGUUUAUUGCUUGUUUGAUCAGAAACAUUUAGUGGGCUGUACAGUACAGAGUAUAAACAGAGCUCCAUUAGUUUGCCUUGGAAAACAGCCACCUCCUCUCCUUUAACCUCUCUGAUCAACAUGUGUCAGCGUGGAAGAGAGCAGUUAGAGACAAAACACUGAGACAUUUCUUACUGCUUGUGUUGCCAUAGCAACCUCUUGUCAAAUGAAGAUGUCAGGCCACGGGUGACCCCCACGGUCUCUUUUUUUUUGUCUUUCUUCCCCUCUGCUGGGGGAAGCACACAUGACCUAUAACCUUUUACCUAGAAUGGCCAGGCUGUCUGGUCCUGGUUCUGAGCACACAGGGUCUGUCCACAAGGGCUAUAGUACGGAACUGCUCCUGCCUGCCCUCUUCAAUGGUGAAACCUGCCAUAGAUAUGUGACUGAGAUAGCUAUGUGGGGGGAAAUCGCAUAACAUCCAUGGCUCUCACAUUUAAAAGAAGCACAUAGAAAGCAUGCAAAGGCUAGUAAGCACAAGGAAGGGUAGUAAACACAGGGAAAGUAGUAAACACAGGGUAGGGUAGUAAACACAGGGUAGGGUAGUAAACACAGGGUAGGGUAGUAAACACAGGGUAGGCUAGUAAGCACAAGGAAGGGUAGUAAACACAGGGUAGAGUAGUAAGCACAGGGAAGGGUAGUAAACACAGGGUAGGUUAGUAAGCACAGGGUAGGUUAGUAAGCACAGGGAAGGGUAGUAAGCACAGGGAAGGGUAGUAAGCACAGGGAAGGGUAGUAAGCACAGGGAAGGGUAGUAAGCACAGGGAAGGGUAGUAAGCACAGGGAAGGGUGGUAAGCACAGGGAAGGGUAGUAAACACAGGGAAGGGUAGUAAGCACAGGGAAGGGUAGUAAGCACAGGGAAGGGUAGUAAGCACAGGGAAGGGUAGUAAACACAGGGUAGGGUGGUAAACACAGGGAAGGGUAGUAAACACAGGGAAGGGUAGUAACCACAGGGAAGGGUAGUAACCACAGGGAAGGGUAGUAAACACAGGGAAGGGUAGUAAAUACAGGGAAGGGUAGUAAACACAGGGUAGGGUAGUAAACACAGGGAAGGGUAGUAAGCACAGGGAAGGGUAGUAAGCACAGGGAAGGGUAGUAAGCACAGGGAAGGGUAGUAAACACAGGGAAGGGUAGUAAACACGGGGAAGGGUAGUAAGCACAGGGAAGGGUAGUAAGCACAGGGAAGGGUAGUAAGCACAGGGAAGGAUAGUAAGCACAGGGAAGGGUAGUAAACACAGGGAAGGGUAGUAAACACAGGGAAGGGUAGUAAACACAGGGAAGGGUAGUAAACACAGGGAAGGGUAGUAAGCACAGGGAAGGGUAGUAAGCACAGGGAAGGGUAGUAAACACAGGGAAGGGUAGUAAACACAGGGAAGGGUAGUAAGCACAGGGAAGGGUAGUAAGCACAGGGAAGGGUAGUAAGCACAGGGAAGGGUAGUAAGCACAGGGAAGGGUAGUAAGCACAGGGUACCUACAGGGUAUUGGUGGUGUUGUAGCUCAUAGUGCAUGCAUGGUACUCAGACUGUAACCAUACUGUAUCUAGUGCCAUUCCAGGACCAAAGGUCCCAACUUUCACCCCUUUAUCAUUGAUUAAAGAUCCUGGAGGUUGAGCCUGCAGGAUAGGAUCGUAUGUAAUUCCUGUGAUGUCAAAACUGGAUUAUAUUAAGACUGUCAAUGGAAUGACAGGUCUCUCCCCACUCCCUCCCCUCCACAGCCCACUACACUGCCUCCCCUCUCUCCCCUCCACAGCCCACUACACUGCCUCCCAUCUCUCCCCUCCACAGCCCA